UACCUAGAUCUCAAGGCUUUUGAGAGGAGACUUACUGAAUAUAUCCAUUGCUUGCAACCUGCCACUGGACGUUGGAGAAUGCUUCUUAUAGUGGUAUCUGUCUGUACAGCUACUGGUGCCUGGAACUGGUUAAUAGAUCCUGAGACACAAAAGGUGUCCUUCUUCACAUCGUUGUGGAAUCACCCUUUCUUCACCAUUAGCUGCAUCACUCUCAUAGGCUUAUUCUUUGCUGGAAUACACAAGAGAGUUGUUGCACCAUCAAUUAUAGCUGCUCGAUGUCGAACAGUAUUAGCAGAGUACAAUAUGUCUUGUGAUGAUACAGGAAAACUGAUUUUGAAACCUAGGCCUCAUGUUCAAUGACAGUCUGCACUCAUUCUGUGGGCCCUAAAACAGCCUCUUUUCAAAUAAGUGAUACAGCAAAAGCCAUAAAGGGUUCCUUCGGCGACUGGCUGUGUGAAGGUCACAGCAACGAUUGACGAGAAGUGUGCAAUAUUACCCAGACGGUCUGGAGGACGACUCACGUUAUCAGUGCUUUGGUACCUCUGAUCACCUGUGUUUCAGUGUUAGUGUCACUUUAGUACUUCAGAUCCUGCAAAGGUCUUUGCAGAUGAAGUAUGUUUGUAUGUAUGUUACUAAGUUAAACUUAGAAACAAAACCUCAUUCAGUUUUUAUAAUGUAUUUUUGCAAACUACUGUAAAUAACAAAUCAAUGCCAAUGUUAAACAAAGAGAAACGUCAUGUGGAUGUGGUUCUGCGCCAGUGUUUCAGGAACAUCUGCCUGCCACCCCCAGUUCUUAGGAUGGCUGUUACGUGUGCCUUUCAUUCCUACACCUCUCUCUCAUCAUACUGCAGGAAAAACAUCGAACUCUGCUUAGGAAGACUCAUCUUCAUUACAUUGUAAGAAAUGAGAGAUGUUUUCAGAAACACUUUUUGUUAAACCACAUAUGGAACUCAUCAACUAUUGUGGUUCUAUUUUUCAGUUCAUUAUUUUCAUUUAAUGUUAAAUAUUUUUUAAAAUAAUUUUUGAAAUACCCCAAAGGCUUGUGAAUGUACAAGUUUACUUAUAAAUUAUGUAUUAUCUGGGAAUUUGAUAGUCAUUGUGUUAGAUAACUGUAUUUUAUGCUGUGGAAGGCAUGCUGGUACACCAGUAUUCACAUGGGUGUAAUUGAUCAUCCUACGCCACCCCCAAGACAACAUGGGAGCGGUGCCACAAACUCGAGUCUGCGAUUCUCACUGUUUAGAGUGUUAAUGACAUACUGUGUAUGCAUAAUAGCCACGUGUACUAUAAUAGCCCUUAAAAUUAAACGAUUGGGAUUGCUGUAAAUAUUUUAAAGUACUGAAGGUGCCUUUUACCUGUUUAUUAGAAGAUUUUGAAAAGGUUUAAAUUAUUUCAUGAACAAUCUUAAAUUUCAUUUAACAUAAAGUUGAAAAUUCAGUAACAGGAUAACUUUUUAAUAAGGCUGUCAUUUAACUUAAAUGUGUUCAUCUUAGCUUUCACAUGUAUAAAAUUUUAUUCUUUGAACUGCAGCAAUAAAACCCUCUGCUCCUAAGAAGUCUUAAGAGGGUCUUCUAUACAUUCUGCUUUUAUUUUCUGUAAAUUUUGUAGGUAAAUAUGUGCAUAAAAAUAAAUACUUUAUAUAUAAAUAGUGA
Molecule: messenger RNA, 1649 nt
Organism: Carlito syrichta (Philippine tarsier)
Lineage: Eukaryota; Metazoa; Chordata; Mammalia; Primates; Tarsiidae
Gene: CNEP1R1
Product: CTD nuclear envelope phosphatase 1 regulatory subunit 1
Exons: 5
Coding region: 79-360 (93 amino acids)
Cellular component (GO): Nem1-Spo7 phosphatase complex; cytoplasm
Source: RefSeq, a predicted model, not a curated record